GAGAUAGUUUGAGUAGACAGUGGGAGACGAAGGGACGCAGCGAUAUAAUAGGUAGAAUGGGAGAAGGGAGAGCAGCGAGAGAAGGGAGAGCAGCGAGAGAAGGGAGAGCAGAGAUAGUAAGGGUAGCAGUGAUACGAGGGGACGAAUUGGUAGAAUGGGUAGCAGUGACAGAACAGAUAGCCUUGAUAAAAUGGAGGAAAGGAUAGAAACGGAGAGUGAUGAUAAAGAAAAUGGAGAAGACGACAAUGGUAGCGAAGAUAAAGAGAGCGUGCGGCAGCUGCCAAAGGCAGCUGGGAAGUCUGACAAGAAAGAAGCCAUCACACAGGAAGCUGGUGUCAACGCGCGUGAGAAGCCAGCUAGCGCAGAUAUAGACAGUGACGAUGACCUUGAACCGUUUGACAUGUCACAUGACAAACAGUCGAGCCGGAUCAAACCUCCCGCUUACAUCCGCGACUGCCUGGAUGGGCUGAUAGCCACCGAACAACCGGAUCGAACAGCGAUCUGCCUGCAGACCGCCGAACAACUUGUCAGGAACGAGCGGGAGUUCAUCGACCCACAGGUGGCGGUUGAGCUCACGAAGGUGCUGCUGCACCUGAACGACGAGUACGAUUUGCCCGGCUUCGUCGUGCACCGGCGACGCGCCCUGGUGGCAACGGCGGUGCGAUUCCCGAAGCGUGUCGCUGACUACCUCACGCGACAGUUCUACGAGCGGAACUACAACCUCAGGCAGCGCAUGGACGUACUGGAGGUUUUAGCUGCUGCCGCCCAGGAGCUGUCUCAACCCGGCAGCCCGCCGCUCGCAGCCGGCGCCUCUGGGGAAGGUCAGAGUAGGGUGAUCUCCUCCUCCAGCAGUGAGGCGGUCCCUCUCAGCCCUGGGCCCACCACCGAGAACUGGAGGGCUCUCAUCGAGCAGCGAUUAGAGAGGAAGACGCGCCGAUUUAGCAAGGACUUGGCUGCUGAAGAUGUAGCGGGCAGCUUGCCGUCGUCAGCACCCAAAGGUCUCCUAUGCAACCAAGAUGUCGUGCCGUACCUUCGUCCGACGGCAAGCGACAACAACGGGGAAAUGUGCGACGUGAAGUUGCACCGAGGCAGCGACGACAAUGCGGACGCUAAGACGCGGCACGGCAAUGGACCAAACGUUACCGUUAAGACGCUGCUCUGCUGCCUGCGCACGGGCACGGUGACGACGAGUCUGCUCACGUCGAUCACCAACCUGCUGGGCGUCACCGUCGACCGCUACAUCGCCGUCAUCAUGUCGCUGCGCUACCCGAUGAUCAUGACACACACUCCGCGCCGUCGCCGUCAUCGUCGUCUGCUGGGCGUGGUCGCUGUCGUUCAGCUUCGUUUGUGUGAUUCCGGCCCGCGCGUGCCUUGA
Priapulus caudatus is the source of this 1375-nucleotide messenger RNA. RefSeq names its product telomere length regulation protein TEL2 homolog. Gene Ontology annotation, cellular component: cytosol. The coding region runs from base 155 to 1375 and encodes 406 amino acids. Gene Ontology annotation, biological process: telomere maintenance via telomerase; protein stabilization. Lineage: Eukaryota; Metazoa; Priapulida; Priapulimorpha; Priapulimorphida; Priapulidae. The record is from RefSeq and is a predicted model, not a curated record. Gene Ontology annotation, molecular function: Hsp90 protein binding; telomeric repeat DNA binding. The transcript is spliced from 7 exons.